AUGAGCUGUGGAGAUACUAAACCGGCAUUAUCCAAAUCUUCCAGUUCUUCAUCGGUGCAAUCGACUACUGGUUUUAAUAAUGUUCCUGUACCCCUGCCAGAUUUGGUCCAAGGUGUGCUCUACCCACUAGGACACCAACUCAAGAAUCAAAUUCUUCUUCAUAGAGCUUUGAUCAGAUCGAUGUUGAAUCAGGAUGUGACUUCCAAACAACAGAGAAGUACUCCAUUGUUGAUAAUUGCUGGGCCAUCUUCCAUAUCAGAUGUUGAGGAAAUUAAGUCCUGUGCUGAAUGGAUCAAAUCCAAAGAUUCUUUCGUUCUGCUUCGAGUUAACAUGUCAGUCAUAAUACAGAACGAUUCAUAUCUGAGUUUUGAAAUCCUGAAAGGACUUCCUUAUUGUCGGUCUUUGCUUCGAGAUUUGGCACGGUUGUGUCCUAUUGUGGGUGAAUUAAGUGAUACUCUUACACCACAGUACUUCUCGGAUAUUUAUUCACUUGCAUUGAUUAGCUCAACUUAUGUUGAAUCCCAAUUACAUAGAGAAUCGGUUUCUGGAUGCUCCUAUUCAGUUGGAUUCGGUACUCAAGACUCAACACUUGCAUUGGACUUGACAACUUAUGAGAACAAAAUUUCAGCUGCAAUGGAUGCUAUGUACACGGCUAGUCAACCACAUCUGUUCUUAUCUAUGACCAAAAUCGGUCAAGUUGCCGUUACCAGCACACAGGGUAAUAACGAUACUUUCCUUCUUCUACAAUUAAACGCACUUGUUUCCAAAGAUGAUAUUUCAAAGUACAUUGCCAAAGUGUACUCACAUCCAAAUUAUCAGCAUUCAAGCCCUAAGAUUAUGCUUGAUGUAGGCAAGGUGAAUAAUUCCAAUUAUGAAGACAUCAGUUCCAAAUUGUUGACAAUUUUGAAUUCUGAAGUUAAUAAAAACGUGGUCGGAGUUAUGAUUGAUAGUGGAGAUAACUAUACUUCAAAAGUGAUGUCGGAGAAUUUAACAAAUGCAGAUAAAUUAAUUGAUUUACUUGAAUCCCUCUAA
Lizanozyma spartinae is the source of this 1032-nucleotide messenger RNA. RefSeq lists its product as uncharacterized. The transcript has a single exon. Gene Ontology annotation, biological process: aromatic amino acid biosynthetic process. The record is from RefSeq and is a predicted model, not a curated record. Gene Ontology annotation, molecular function: 3-deoxy-7-phosphoheptulonate synthase activity. Bases 1 to 1032 code for a protein of 343 amino acids. Lineage: Eukaryota; Fungi; Ascomycota; Pichiomycetes; Serinales; Debaryomycetaceae. Gene Ontology annotation, cellular component: cytoplasm.